Messenger RNA from Carassius auratus (goldfish), 1153 nucleotides. RefSeq names its product myelin and lymphocyte protein. Gene Ontology annotation, biological process: myelination. NCBI's taxonomy places the organism in Eukaryota, Metazoa, Chordata, Actinopteri, Cypriniformes, Cyprinidae. Gene Ontology annotation, molecular function: structural constituent of myelin sheath. Gene Ontology annotation, cellular component: membrane. The transcript is spliced from 5 exons. The coding region runs from base 260 to 757 and encodes 165 amino acids. The record is from RefSeq and is a predicted model, not a curated record.
GAGAAACACUUCAUUUCUGAAGAUUCCAUUGUCGUAAUCUGUUGUUGGAACAUUCCGUUUAUAGAGAUUUUACAUUUGUAAUGCAUUGAGGAAAUGUAUAUUUUCUGAGAUCUAAUCCGACCAGUUCUACAAAACACAGAAAGUAGUCUGGGAAAGGAAUAUUUGAACAAUUAGAAGUGCACAUAAUGCAGAAAAUGGGAUAGGGAGGGACAUAAUAGAUAAGGAAGAAGUUUAAAAUUCUCAGUUUAUCUAUCAUCUCAUGUUUUUUACGUGUACCACAGACACAAUGGCUUCCUCAGAGAGCAUGAUGCCCAGUGGCUAUAAGAUUUUCACCACAAUGCCUGAUAUUCUCUUCAUUCCAGAGUUUGUAUUUGGUGGAUUGAUGUGGACACUAGUGGCCUCCACCAAAGUGGAACAAGCAAAUCCUCAGGGCUGGGUGAUGUUUGUGUCACUUUUCUGCCUCCUUAUCAACACUCUCUGGUUCUUCAUAUUUAUUACUGGCAUAAACCAGAAAAGCAUCUGGCCUAGCUUGGAUGUAGGAUAUCAUUCCUUCAGUGUAUUCUUUUAUCUGAGUGCUGCAGUGCUUUUGGCUAAUGUCACUAUCGGAAAACAAGGAUUGGAUAAACUGUACCAGCUAGACAUUGCUGCCGUGAUCCUCUGCAAAAAACAUCAUAAUACUACAGUCCGUCAGGUUAUGGCAUUUAUUGUCACAUUACUGUACUGGAUCCUCUCUGCUCACCGAUGGAAGUCCUCUUGAAGAAUGUCUGAAGUCCAACUGAAAGCCACAAAAGGGAAACACUCAUUCAACAGAACAUCACUGCCAAACCCUAGAUUAACCAAAUAACGAACAACGAAUCAACAGAGAUUUUUACAAAAGCUGUGCAGAACAGAUUUUAUCUUAUUGCACCAUUUCUGUUGUUUGACAUAACUAAGUGAACAGUUUUUUUUUUUUUUUUUUUUUUUUCAUUUUUGCAAGCAGCACAUUAAAGUUACCUCUUGUUACUUGUUGUAUUAUGAUUGUUGGAUGCUGUUUUUAAAGACUUACCAGAUGAUGUCAUUGUCUGUAAACCUGUAAUAAAAGACUAAGUGAUUAACUCCACAAAAACACCACCCUCGAACCAAUAAACAGAGUAUCAGAAACAGAUCCUUACAU